AUGGACAUCACAAAUGGCACUAUGGUAACAGAAUUCAUCUUGCUAGGGCUCACAGAUCGCCCAGAACUCCAGCCUGUCCUCUUUGUGCUGUUUCUGGCGGUCUACCUUUUCACUCUCUUAGGCAACCUGGGCAUGAUAACAUUAAUCAAACUAGACUCUCGCCUUCAUACACCCAUGUACUUCUUCCUCACGAACUUGGCCUUUGUGGACUUGUGCUACACAUCCAACGCCACCCCACAGAUGUUGGCUAAUUUCUUAUCAGCCAAGAAGACCAUUUCCUUUGUGGGCUGCUUUAUCCAGUGUUACAUUUUCAUCGCACUUCUUCUCACCGUUCUAUAUGCUGCAGCCAUGGCCUAUGACCGCUAUGUGGCCAUAUGCAACCCUCUACGCUACAGUGUGAAAAUGUCAAGGCAAGUUUGCCUUGGCUUAGCCAGUUUUCCUUAUGUCUAUGGCUUCUCAGAUGGCCUCUUCCAGGCCAUCCUGACCUUUCGCCUGACCUUCUGUAGGUCCAAUGUGAUCAACCACUUCUACUGUGCUGACCCUCCUCUCAUUAAGCUCUCCUGCUCUGACACUUAUGUCAAAGAACAUGCCAUGCUCAUAUCGGCUGGCUUCAACCUCUCUACUUCCCUCACCAUCAUCCUUGUGUCCUACGCCUUCAUUAUCGCUGCCAUCCUCCGCAUCAAAUCAGCAGAGGGAAGGCGCAAGGCUUUCUCCACCUGUGGUUCUCACAUGAUGGCUGUGACCUUAUUUUACGGGACACUCUUUUGCAUGUAUGUCAGGCCACCAACCGAUAAGACUGUUGAGGAAUCAAAAAUCAUAGCUGUCUUCUACACGUUUGUGAGUCCAGUGCUUAAUCCGUUGAUCUAUAGUCUGAGGAACAAAGAUGUAAAGCGGGCCUUGAGGAAUGUGCUCAGAAGAAAUACUGUCAGGACAAUGUCAAUAACUCCCGUUUUCAUGAAACAAUAUCUGUAA
Messenger RNA from Dipodomys spectabilis (banner-tailed kangaroo rat), 972 nucleotides. Its product is annotated as olfactory receptor 5M11-like. Gene Ontology annotation, molecular function: odorant binding; G protein-coupled receptor activity; olfactory receptor activity. NCBI's taxonomy places the organism in Eukaryota, Metazoa, Chordata, Mammalia, Rodentia, Heteromyidae. Gene Ontology annotation, cellular component: membrane. Gene Ontology annotation, biological process: sensory perception of smell; G protein-coupled receptor signaling pathway. The record is from RefSeq and is a predicted model, not a curated record.